Soboliphyme baturini is the source of this 348-nucleotide messenger RNA. The record is from the annotation of a GenBank genome assembly. NCBI's taxonomy places the organism in Eukaryota, Metazoa, Nematoda, Enoplea, Dioctophymatida, Soboliphymatidae.
AUGGUCGAUACCAGCCAGUUGUCGAUUCAAAAUUUGAGCAAACCUAAAGAUGCGUUCGAACAACUAGACGAUGAGGAAGGGACGAAGCAAGGCUUGAUUCACAUCCGCAUUCAGCAGCGAACAGGUCGAAAAACGAUCACCACUGUGCAGGGCAUCGCCGGGGAAUAUGAUCUUAAGAAAAUCGUGCGCUACCUGAAAAAGGAGUACAACUGCAACGGUACCGUGGUGGAACACCCAGAGUACGGCGAGGUGAUUCAACUGACCGGUGACCAGAGGCAUAACAUCAAGGAAUUUCUGGUGAAGGUUGGCAUCGCAAAGGACGAAAACUGCAAAGUUCACGGAUUCUAA